Messenger RNA from Labrus bergylta (ballan wrasse), 2746 nucleotides. It is a transcript of the gene llcp, whose product is annotated as treacle ribosome biogenesis factor 1. Gene Ontology annotation, molecular function: protein binding. Lineage: Eukaryota; Metazoa; Chordata; Actinopteri; Labriformes; Labridae. The record is from RefSeq and is a predicted model, not a curated record.
UCCCGAGUUCACAGUUCAACUACUCCCAUGCUUGUUUUUAGUAGAAGUGGCGCCGAGUAUGUCCAGAAUGUGGCCAGUUUUUUUAGUUCUACUUUGAGUGUUGUCUUUUCGUUGUGUGUUUGUCGGCUCCCUCGUGUGACGAGCAUGCCCGUGAACGCAUCAAAGCGCCAGCUGAUUGAGCUGAUCUAUCGCCACCUGAAGGAGCAAGGUUUCCACUCAGCUGCAGAUGAGCUCCAGAGGCACAGCCCACAGGAGGGGACAAACAUAUCUACCUCUUUAUCGGACAUCUACAAAUCAUGGUUAAAGGACUCAAAAAAGAAAAGGAAACCUGACUCCAGUUUUAAAGAACAAGGAGGGACUCCUGUGGUGGUCAAGACUCCCAAGAAGAAAAGCAGCAGCACAUCUGUUAAGGACACUCCAACAGCUGCAUCCAGGACAGAUGUAGCAGCGCCGUCUCUUGCCGCACUAAAGAAAAAUAAAAAGAAGGAUAAACCUGCCACAAAAGUAGAGACACAAAAGAAGAAGCCCGUGCCAGCAAAAAGUAAAAAAGGUGAAGGAAAAUCAGCAGUCACAACAAAGGUGAAGAAAUUAAAGCCCCAAAGUAAAAUCAAGGCUGUGGCUGCUGGAGGCGACGAGUCUGACUCUGACAGCAGUCUGGAUGUUGAGAAAUGGAAGAAGCGGCUCCUGCAAAUGACAGAAGCUGACGCAGCCAAGAUGGACACCAUCAAUUCUCUGGACUCCUCUGCGCCACCACCCAAGAAAACAAGAGUGAGAAAACCCCGGGCUAAGCCUCCGCAAAAAACAAACGCCAUCAUCAUUCAACCGAAUACUGAGACAGCGGAAAACAGUGAACAGGUGGGGGAGAAAGUUGUGACACCAACAAAAAACAGUAAACCUAAGCGGAGCCGAUCGAAAAAGACUGCACCUGCAGCCUCCUCCACCCCACUGAGCAAAGAGCAAAACAUCGCCCCUGUAGAGGAUCCAGUAACAUCACCUGUCUCCCCAUUAAAACAGACACCAAAGAAAGAGAAAAGAAAAGUUGUGAGUCCCAGUGAAGACAAAUCUGAGGAGGCAGCGUCUGAGCCCAAGAAGAAGAAGAAGAAGAAGAAAGAAGUGACUGAAGACGAGGUGGAAGAGAAUGCAAAGACAGCACUAGACAGUAAAGAGAAAAGGAAAAAGAAGAAGAAAGUCACGGAGGAAGAGUCUGGUGAUAAACCUGCAGAAGAAAAGAAAAAGGCAAAAGAAACAAAGGGAGAUGUUGACAUGAACGAGACAGAGGAAAUCAUAGAGAACAGAAUUGGACAUGUAGAAAAUGAAUCAACUUCUGAACAGAUAGUGCUAGAAAAGAAAGCCAAGAAGAAGAAAAAGGAGAAAACUGCUAGUGAUGAAAAUUCUGAGCAGACAAAUGAAAAUGUCAUAGAAAAUACACAGCAAGAAAGUAAAGAAAAGAAAACCAAGAAGAAGAAAAAGACACUUUAUACUGAGGAAUAUUUAGAGCAGACAAAUGAAAAUGUCAUAGAAGAUACACAGCAAAUAAGUGAAAAAAAGAAAACAAAGAAAAAUACACUUGAUGCUGAUGAAAAUUCUGAGCAGGCAAAUGAAAAUGUCAAAGAAGAUACACAGCACACAAGUGAAGAAAAGAAAGCGAAGAAGAAGAAAAAGACACUUGAUGCUGAUGAAGAUUUACAGCAGGUAGCUGAAAAUGUGCAAGAACAUUCAGAGCAGAUAGACGAAGAAAUGACAGCAGAGAAGAGGAAGGAGAAUGCUUGUAGUGAGGAAAAUUUAGAGCAGGUAAUGAAAAAAAAGAAAGCCAAGAAGAAGAAAAAAGGCAAUCCUGAUGAGAACACUUCAGAGCAGAUGGUUGAGGAAAAGACAUCGGAGACGAGUGUCAUUGAGGAGACACCAGAGCAGAUUACUGAAGUCAAGAAGGAAAUGGAAGAGGACUCUUUAUUGGAAAAUAAUUCAGUCGACAUAGAGCUGCUAACUUUACCCAACCCUGAGACACCAAGUCCUCAAAGAGAGAAGAAGAAAAAGAAAAGCAAGUUAACAUCAGCCGAGGACCCUGAAAAAGACUCCACAGCAACAGAGACCCUAGAAACACCUGUAGGUGACAGCACCAAAAAGAAGAAAAAGAAAUCCUCAAAGAGUCAAGAAGAUGUUUGAUUCUUUAUCGCUGCAGAACAAUGGGAUGAACAGCGUAUCCUCUCCAUCCGUUUUCUAAUCACAUUUAUUUAUAAUGGUUAGAAAGAUUGCUUAAUACAUAAUAACUCAUUGUUAUUUUAAUAUGUUUUUAAAAUCUGUUUCUAGUUUAGUUUUUUAUAUACUGUGUGUUGCCCACCAUGACACUGCUUUGAUUUUUGUGAUAAUGUCAUUUUGAUGACGUUUUCAUAUGAAAAUUGAUUUUGUAUAAGUGAUUUUGUUAAUGGAAUGGAUCCUCUCUCUUAUGAUGUCUCAAAGUUAAAUUCAGUCAUUGUUUGAACAGAUUAAUUCUCAUACCAUCUCAGGAAUUUGUCUUAUUAUGGUCCUUUAAUCUCACUUUGUGAAACUUCACAUAGAUACAUCACAGCAUCUAUUCGACCUAUUUUAUAUUUAUGCAGAAAAAUAUGGGAAAUUAUUUUGACAACUUUUUUUUGUUUGUGAAAAGCAUGUUUUCUAUAGAAAUUUUAAAUGUCUGGUAAGGUUUUCAUAUUUGCAUUGUACAUAAUGCUUUUAAUACAAAUUAAAGUCCCUAGUUUUUUUUACACUU